AAUAAACAUGGAGUCCAUCUUCCACGAGAAACAAGAAGGCUCACUUUGUGCUCAGCAUUGCUUGAAUAACCUAUUGCAAGGAGAAUAUUUCAGCCCUGUGGAGCUGUCUUCCAUUGCCCAUCAGCUGGACGAAGAGGAGAGAAUGAGAAUGGCAGAAGGAGGAGUCACCAGUGAGGACUAUCGCACUUUUUUACAGCAGCCCUCGGGAAAUAUGGACGACAGUGGUUUUUUCUCUAUUCAGGUUAUAAGCAAUGCCUUGAAGGUUUGGGGUUUAGAACUAAUUCUCUUCAACAGUCCAGAGUAUCAGAGGCUCAGGAUCGAUCCCAUAAAUGAAAGAUCAUUCAUAUGCAAUUACAAAGAACACUGGUUUACAGUUCGAAAAUUAGGAAAACAGUGGUUCAACUUGAAUUCUCUCUUGACGGGUCCAGAAUUGAUAUCAGACACAUACCUUGCACUUUUCUUGGCUCAAUUACAACAGGAAGGUUAUUCUAUAUUUGUUGUGAAGGGUGAUCUGCCAGAUUGUGAAGCUGACCAACUUCUACAGAUGAUCAGGGUCCAACAGAUGCACAGACCAAAACUCAUUGGAGAAGAGUUAGCACAGCUGAAAGAACAGAGAGUUCAGAAAACAGAUCUGGAACGAGUCUUAGAAGCAAAUGAUGGGUCAGGCAUGUUAGACGAAGAUGAGGAAGAUUUGCAGAGGGCUCUGGCACUGAGUCGCCAGGAAAUCGACAUGGAAGAUGAAGAAGCAGAUCUCCGCAGGGCUAUUCAGCUCAGUAUGCAAGGUAGUUCCAGAAAUGUGUCCCAAGAUAUUCCACAGACAUCAGGUACACAUCUUACUUCAGAAGAGCUACGGAAGAGAAGAGAAGCCUACUUUGAAAAGCAGCAGCAGCAGCAGCAUCCACCAGCACAGCUUUCCCACCCACGCGAGAGGCCAACCACAAGUUCAGGUGCACUGGGCAGCGAUCCAGGAGAUGCUAUGAGCGAAGAAGACAUGCUUCAGGCAGCUGUGACCAUGUCUUUAGAAGUUGUUAGAAAUAACUUCAAAACGGAAGGGAAAAAAUAAUAGCUUUUACAAAUCAUUUAGACCUUCGUACUUUCCAGCAUUAUCCUGGAUGAUUACAGCAUAGACGGUCCAUUUUAGUAAUGUGUCCAAGGAACAACGUUCAACAGAGGAAAUAAGGCUUUAGGCGGUUUGCAACAAAAAGAUGAGCAAAUGGAAAAGUGUGUCAGUUGUAGGACUAAAUAACGAUCCUCCAAACACUAGCCAAAGAGGCAUCUAGCAAUUAAAGACAUUGAAAAUGGUAAAA
Neofelis nebulosa (Clouded leopard) is the source of this 1307-nucleotide messenger RNA. RefSeq names its product ataxin-3-like. Lineage: Eukaryota; Metazoa; Chordata; Mammalia; Carnivora; Felidae. Gene Ontology annotation, molecular function: cysteine-type deubiquitinase activity. The record is from RefSeq and is a predicted model, not a curated record. The coding region runs from base 8 to 1063 and encodes 351 amino acids. Gene Ontology annotation, biological process: protein deubiquitination. Gene Ontology annotation, cellular component: nucleus. The transcript has a single exon.